Molecule: messenger RNA, 6107 nt
Organism: Toxotes jaculatrix (banded archerfish)
Lineage: Eukaryota; Metazoa; Chordata; Actinopteri; Toxotidae
Gene: ripor2
Product: RHO family interacting cell polarization regulator 2
Exons: 22
Coding region: 296-3517 (1073 amino acids)
Source: RefSeq, a predicted model, not a curated record
ACUGCUGCUGAAACUUGGUGAAGGUCGCUGGGAGUCCUCUCUCUCACCCACACACACACACACACAAUUCACCUGGCACUUACACACUGACACACACAUUCUUGUGCAGGGAGCUGAAGCUCAGCUCAGUCCCAGUCCUCUGCUACUCGAGCGAGGAGCCUGCCGGUGAUCGGGCUGUCGCCUGAAGCGAAGAGGCCGGGCCGGUGUUGAUUCAAUUUUACACUCCAGUCACUCUCUCUGAAGCGCCGAUUAGUCAGCCGAGGGAGACAGAAAGAGAAGAAGAAGAGGAAUAGUGAUGGCUAUGACCGACAUUGCAGAGGAUGACCUGGAUGAGAUGAUGCGCGAGGAAGCGGAGGAUGUCUUCUACGAGGACGGAGUGUCGUCCCACAUCCCAGAAAUCAUGGCGGCCGGCACCCACUCCCCCGGGGGGCCCAACGGCAUAAUCCGUAGUCAGUCCUUUGCUGGCUUCAGCACGCUACAAGAACGACGUUCACGGUGUAACUCUUUCAUGGGGAACUCGGCGGUUCAGAAGAAGCCUCAGUCCAAGCCCAAGAAGCCUCACCUGUCCGGACAUAAGGGAGGCAGCAGCUCCAGAGAGCCGCAGCCCAAAAGACUAGAGGAGGUUUACACUGCACUCAAACAAGGCCUGGAUGAGUAUCUGGAAGUUCACCAAACAGAGCUGGACAAACUCACAUCUCUGAUGAAGGACAUGAAGAGGAACUCUCGACUGGGAGUGCUGUACGAUCUUGACAAGCAAAUCAAAACCAUAGAGAGAUACAUGAGACGUCUGGAAUUUCACAUGAGCAAGGUGGAUGAGCUGUACGAGGCGUUCUGCAUCCAGAGCCGUCUGAGGGAAGGUGCCAGCCGGAUGAAGCAGGCCUUCUCCUCCUCUCCCUCCACUAAAGGCACCAAGGAGAGCAUCGCAGAAGUCAACCGCCGGUACAAGGAAUACACUGAGAACAUGAGCACGUUUGAGAGCGAACUGGAGAACCUGCUCGGGGAGUUUCAUAUCAAAAUGAAAGGAUUGGCAGGCUUUGCAAGGCUCUGUCCUGGAGACCAGUAUGAGAUCUUCAUGCGGUACGGCCGUCAGAGGUGGAAGUUGAAGGGGAGGAUUGAAGUGAACUCCAGACAGAGCUGGGACGGAGAUGAGAUGGUCUUCAUGCCUCUCAUCACCGACCUUAUCAACAUCAAGGUGACAGAGCUGAAGGGCCUGGCCACUCACAUGCUGGUGGGCAGCGUGAUCUGCGAGACCAAGGAGCUGUUUACUGCCAUGCCUCAGGUGGUGGCUGUGGAUGUCAACGACCUGGGCACCAUAAAACUCAACCUGGAGGUCAUGUGGUACCCCUUCGAUGUUGAGGACUUGACUCUGUCGUCUGGCAACGUGAGCAAAGCCACAGCUCUCCAGAGACGAGUGUCGGUCUACAGCCAGGGAACACCAGAGACCCCCACCUUCCAGGACACCUCCUUCUUUUCCACUUUACCAGAUGAUGUCUUUGAGAAUGGCGGCUGCGGCGUGGCUGAAUGCAAGCGUCUCUCCUUCACCUUCUCUGACACCUCUGGUUCCACACCGAGCCCCAGCCCCGCCCUGAGCUCACACUCCCCCGGCCAGUCCAACCCAGAGAUCACUGUCACUCCUCCAGAAUCAGAACCAUCAGCUACACAGAUCCUCCCAACAAGAGAGGACUCCAUCGCAGAGGAGCAUUUAGUGGAGGAAGAGGAGGAGGAGUACGAGGAGGAUGGGGAGACGGGUAGCAGAGGAAGUAGGGGCACCAGUGGCAGCCUCGCCAGUGAUGAAGCUGAGGUUGCAGAGGACUCGGAGUGGGAGCGCACAGAGUCCCAGCGAAAUUCUGGCUCCAACUGUGGUUCAGCUGCCCCGUCCUUGUGUUCUGACAGCCACCUGUCUACAGUGGCUCCAGAGGAUGUUUUCCUGGAUCACGCUGACGAACUGAAACCGGUGGAGCUGGACACAGAGGAGGCGGGCAGCCUGACCAGGCAGCUGGUGAAGAGGCUGACGUCUUCUGAAAUUGUGCCACCCAGUGCGAGCUCUACUGAGGGUGGAGGAAGCCUGAGCUGGGCCGGAGAGGGAAGCAGGGCCUUCUUGGAGAGCAGCCUGGAGGAGGCUAUCCACAGCCUGCUGAUGAGGCUGGAGUCACUGACUCAUCGCUGCAGAGAACUGCAGGACCUGGAGCAGGAAGUGAUGCGUCUAGAGGACCUACUCAAGUGUCGUCUCCCGGGCCACAGAAGCAGAUCAUCCAGCCUCAGUCUGACAGUGGAGAGUGCCCUGGAGAGCUUUGACUUCCUCAACACCUCUGACUUCGAUGACGAGGAUACUGGAGAUGAUAACGCCGUCCUCAGCAUUCCCCCACAGAGGUCACCACUUUUUGAUGCAGAUGGAGAGAGGAUCGGGGGCCAGCAUCCAGAGGCCAGAGGACACCUGAGCGAAGCCCUGACAGAAGACACCGGGGUAGGCAACAGCGUGGCUGGAAGCCCCCUGCCGCUUACAACUGGAAACGAGAACCUGGAUGUGGCCAUCGUCAUCCACCUGCAGUACUGUAAUCACCUCAUACAGCUGUUGACUAGUGGGGUGGGCGUAUGGCAGCGUCGCAGUCUGCUCCUCAAACUGUCCGGACAGACUCAGCUGUUAGAAGAACUAGCAGAGAUCAGUGUGGACAGACUGGGAACUAUUACAUCUGCUGCUGAUGUUCUCCCAGGCCUCGCAGAGCGCCCAGAGCUGAUGACUCUGUGGUCAGAGUGCAGCGGGUCUGCUGGACUUUUCCACACCACACUGGACAGAGUGUUCAAACACAUGAACCAGUGCUACACGGCCGUGCUGCAGGAGAGACACCCACACAGCGCUGACACAGUGAUUAGCGUUGUAGUGGGUGAGAUGGUUGACAGGAGCGACCUGGUGACGCCACACAGUCCUCCUGCCUCUGCUCUGUCCCAGGAUGUCCUAACCGUGUUUCAGUUCUACAGCUACAUCUUACAACAUGAGGUUCAGGACAUGGAGACACACCUGCUGCACCUGGCCAGAGAGGAGGUGUUUGUGGAGGCUCUGUGCAGCGGGGAUUAUCCUCGGUGUCUAGCAGAGCUGCAGGUGGUGCCUGUGUCUUCCCUGUGGCCUAAAAACAGCACCCUGAGGGCCCUGGCCUCCCUGCUCACUGCGGACGACCCUCAGGUCAACAAGGCAGUAGCUGACUACCUCUCUUCUGGAGCAUCGCAUGGCCACUUCAGGACCAGGGCUGUGGAGUGCUACACCCAGGCACUGUCGGAGGCUGGAGUUCAGAGCCAGAGGGCGGCUUGUUCAGCUCUCAGCUGCCUGCAGGCCGUAGAGAGCAUCAGGGCGGUGGUAGCCCUGUGCGAUUCAGCUGAUGAGGAGCUUCGCCAUGUCGCCAUAGAAACCCUGCUCACAUUUGGUGAAGAGGGGCGGCUGGCGUACGAACAGCUCGACACAGUGCCGAGGGAAAUGAUCCGCCUGGGCACACGGCGAGGAAAUGCCGUCACCACCGCCUUCUGAGCCAUCGUGCCACUGAGAAGCUCCCUGAUUACACCCCAGCCCGACCUUUGAGGACAACACUGUCCACACCCCCCCCCCCCCCCACACCUCCGCUUGACACGACACUGCACACCUCACAGGGCUGUUAAUGACUAAUCAGUUUAUAGAUCCGCUUAUUGGAACAGACUUAAAGAUCUCCACACGCCACAUUCGAUCACUGUUCUUACUGGUACUGCCUCCUAAAAGGGACUAACACCAAACAAACUGUCUUAACCACAAAGACACACAACCUAUACCCCUCUUGUACACACAUACACACUUAAACCUCCUUGUUCCACCAUCACCUCCAAUUUUGGACACCCCCUUGCACCCCCUGCUUUCUGAGCCAGUCACGUUGAGUUUUAACUUAAGGGCACGAAUUUGACUGAACACAAAGCCGCUGGAAGCUGCCCCAAAGACUGUGGAAACUGGAAAUCAAGUAAAUGCAUCUCCACUCUUCACACAACCUCUGUCAACAAGCUAUCCACCACUGCACACAACACUUCUAUCACUUAUUCACUGAUUAACUAUCAUCUUGGCAUUUACAGAGUCACUUGUGUCACGCAAUAUGCUAACUAUGAUCUUUUGUAUAAUCACUGUGUAUCACAUGUUUAAGUUGGUGGUUUUGCAAUAGAAAUGUUUUUUUGCCGCUUUCAGAAGAUUUGCACUGUUGUAAGGCAUGUAAAUGGCAUAUUUUACACGGCCGGUGUAAUAUAUGUGGUUGUAAUCGAAAUGUAUUUUUAAGUUCUGUUUUCUAGUACGUUCCAUUUUUGCGUUUCAGGGAUUCUCGUAUGGUCGAAAGUGUGUGUGUUUGGAGGCAGGGAGGACCAUUAAUGAGUUGAGAAUGGCUUCUAAGAGAAAGUGAGGUAAAGUGGUUAAAGAGUAGUUUACAGUCUUGAACAGAUUUAGACCUCAGUUAUCUUAUCAGUGGAGAAAAAGGAAAAACUCAGUGCCCGAGGUUCACUCUCUCCACAGUUUAUGUCUGAGUUUUCUCAUACUUGCAGAUGAACAAGUGCAAUUUUUCUGUACAUAGCUGACAUGAGAAGACAUUUGAUAAAGUCGGCCUUGACCAUUUGAGCCUUGGUAUGGUCGAGCAGGCAGGCUCCACAAAUACUCCCUUUUGUAAAUGUAUUUUUCCUACCAGGUGUGGAGCCAGUCAUGGGCAAUAAAUUCAGUUUAGCAGCGUGAGAAUGCACUUUCUCAGUAACUGUACAGAGAGGAGGAUCCUUUGGGCAGAGUAUAGGUGUAGCCUCAGCUAACUGCACAUUCAUACAGUAUGUGAGCUAAUAGCAAGAUUAGAGAUUAAGCUUUUACUAUGAAAAACAGCAGAAUGAAGUUGUCUGUUUGGUACGUCUUGGGUCUGCCUUGUUUCCCUGCGUCCUAACUGUACUGUGGAAACACCGAUCCGAGGUAAGAAUCUAAUUCCAACUUUUCUCACUGUAACUGUACUACUGAGUCUAGUGAGGCAACAAAAGUCACAUUUUUUUCUCACAUCUUAUUUAUUAUUUACUCCUUGUAAUUCUAAUAUUCUUUGGAGUUAUUACUGUAAUAGUGCAGAUGACAUUGUCAUGUAUAUGAAUUGUAUAUUUAUGUUCUAUUUUGGAUCAGGUCUAGGAUUUGAAAUAUAGUUUAUUGUUUAAAAAAGGCCUCCAUGUUAUUACCAUGCAACUGAUCUCAUGCUUAACUUUAAUUGGAGUUUAUUUUGAAAGAAUUAUAUUAGAUGGAUUAUUAUUUUGGAGAAGAUUGAUUAAGAUUUGCUCAUAGUCUAAUAGUGUUAUAGGUUUCUUUCCAUAAAAGGUUCCAAACAUACUGGGACAUUAUAUAUUAGAAAUGUUACUUUAUUACUUACAUUUACUGUAACCAAAGGAAGAAUUAAUUUUAAAAUGGUCUUUUAAUAAAAGCUCAUAAUUUACCACGGAGAAUGUAUUUUCAAUACAACAUUUGCAUUUUGGCCAGAAUACUUAUCUUUAGAAGCACAACUUAAAAGAAUAAGACAAACCCAUAAUAUAUGAAUCUAGCUACAUUUGGUUCUAACUGCACAGUCCAAAAGCCAUAUUGAUUAAAAACAAGUGGUAAUAUUUUUAUGAAAUGUAUUUUUUUUUCUUUUGUAUUAUAAUCUGUAAAUGUGUGAAGUUGUUACUAAAAGCCGAAGUUGGUGUUAAGAUUUUUUUUUUUCUAUAAAACCUUUUGCAAACAUGGUCCAUAUUUUAAGUACAGUUGCAGUCGCAGUAUUUUGGUCUAGUAUCUAAUUCGCCCACCCAUUCAGUGUCUGUAACUUUUUUUUUCACAAACUUGCAGUUGACCAGUGUUAUAAGUUGAUUUGUUGACUGUUCAAUUCCUAAUAAGCACACGAAGUACACGUUGGCAAAAUGUGCACACAUUUAAUUAUUUAGAGGCUGGUUUUAAGAAUAACUUGGUACACUUUUGCUAAUAUUUGAACUUGAUCCAUCUCUGUGGUCAGUAGCUUCAGUACUCAUCCAUUUAGUUGCAUACUACUUUUCUCCAUUGUGGUUAGCAGUAUUUCCUCUGCUCAUCAAAAGUUGCAAUAAAUUUUAUUUUUGCAUAAUUAAAA